AAACCUGAAACUGGAGGGGGAGGGUAGCGAGGCCAGCAAUAGUAUCGUCAGAGAUGGUGUUUUCAUGGGCAGAGAAUAAUACUGUUGCUUGGUGUCACUUGAUUAUUCUUUGAGUAGGUUAUUUUAGUGUUGAAAUGUUGUAUGUAAAAUACACAUUAGAACUGCAAUCACUGGACUGAUACAUGUUAACGUAUCUGUGUGUACGGACUAUAGCGGAAUCUUUACUGUGGACUUGAACGCUGGAGAAAGAGCAGGAUUUCUGUGAGAUGUUGAGAGCCAACAACACGAAGACAAAGAACUGACUUUCAAAGUUUAGAGAAAACCGCUGUCCUAGAUAUAUAAAGGCCCGAUUUGGAAACCGCUUUCGAGCCGCUGUAGCACUGACUUACUGCGACUGAGAGAGUGCAACGGCGAUAUCUGCAUAGACUGCAAAAAACUGAGAGAUUUAAGAAGAAAAACGUGUCAGGCAUUCGUUUACAGUACAGUUAUGGGGUUGUUAUUUGCAAAACUCUGGAGUUUCUUUUGUAACCAAGAACAUAAAGUGAUCAUCGUUGGACUGGAUAAUGCCGGGAAGACAACAAUCCUUUAUCAGUUUUUGAUGAAUGAAGUUGUUCACACGUCGCCUACUAUAGGGAGCAAUGUAGAAGAAAUAGUGGUCAAAAAUACCCAUUUCCUAAUGUGGGAUAUUGGUGGACAGGAGUCACUCCGAUCUUCAUGGAACACCUAUUACUCCAACACAGAGUUUAUCAUUUUAGUUGUGGACAGCACAGACAGAGAGAGGCUGUCGAUCACAAAGGAAGAAUUGUACAGAAUGUUGGCUCAUGAGGACUUGCGGAAGGCAGCAGUUUUAAUUUUUGCAAAUAAACAGGAUAUGAAGGGGUGCAUAUCGGCUGCUGAAAUUUCAAAUUACCUCACCCUUAGCUCUAUAAAGGAUCAUCCAUGGCACAUUCAGUCAUGCUGUGCGCUUACAGGUGAAGGUUUAUGCCAAGGCCUGGAGUGGAUGACCUGUAGAGUUGGUGUGAGAUAACUGCUUGAACAACAAAGACUCUAUUUAUACUUCAUACAGUACAUGAACAUUGUUUUCUGUUACCUGUGGCUGAAGGAGUGGCUGCUUUUAAUUUAUCACAACACAAACCUCUCAAAACAACACUUGAAUCAAGUGGUGUCGAUUUUGGAAGCUCUAGGCCUUUACAAACUACCUUUGCUGUGCUGGAUGCACAUUGUAGCGCAUCUGUUUUUCACACAAGGCUUAAUACAUGUAAGAUUUUAUUAUUACUUUUAAAUACUGUAUACAUACCUUCUACCCACUAUGCGGACCUGUCUUGAAGUCUUAAAACUAAAGCUUUUCUACUGCAUAAUUUCUAGGAUUGCAUACAAUGGUUGUUUUUAGUCAGGUAUAUUAAUACAGGGGCGUGUAAAUUAGGAAAACAUCCAAAAAACACCCAAGCACUGCUUAUCAAGUUGUGUGUCCCUGUGCAAGUAAAAACUGUGUGAAAAGUGCACACUAAACAAUACAGUUGGUUGAAGCUACUGACUGUUCAAGCAGCUUUGGUGAAAGUUAGUGAGGCUUUUACUUUUAUAUGUACAAAAUGAAUGCUUUUUACUCAAGUCAUUGUCAUUUCAAAUUCAAUCCAUUGCAGAAAUCUUCAUAAUCAAUACUACUACUACCAAUAAUAAUAAUAAUUAUGAGAAUUGAUAUGAUGAGUGGUGCACAGAACCUACUGUAUAAUAAGCUGAAGUGGGUUGUAUUUACUUUGGAUUGCUAUACAUUUCUUAAGUAUUUUGGUUGUGUAACAUGCAUUGGGUGGACAGUGUAAUUCUCAGGUCAGCUGGCCACUUUGCAGUAUAGGGGUGGGGGUGGGGGCAGCAUUCAGAACUGACAUUGAGGUUUUUUUUUUUUUUUUGUAUAUACAGUUAACUUGAUUGAGAGAAAUGCUGCCUAUGUUAAAGGUUAAUGCUUUAUAGUUCUAGCAUUAAAGGCCACUUGCAGUGACACUUGGUGUUUUUGUCUGGUAGAAGCGCUGUGCCCCCUGGUGUGUGUUACAUUUGCUAACCUCCAUAUAUUGUAAGCAUGCCUCUACCUUAAGCGACCCGUUUUGAACUUCACAAACUGUCACGUGACUGUUACAAUAGUGUGUUUAUUCUAAUUCCACUGAUGAUGCCUAUUGGACAGCGAGUGAGAGUUGCAUUUCCACACAGCACUGCAUGCAAGGCACUGGUCUAUCACUAGUUAACACAGGCACGUUACAUUUCUAGUGGUGGUGGUUUAGGGUACUGGGAUCAUUUCUCCAUAAUUGUUUUAACCAGGAUAUCGGGAGAAGGAACAAUCCUAGCUAUAAAUGCUACAGAGCUUGUUGCACACAGUUCAUUCAUUGGUACUGGCAAGGUGGAAUAAUAGAGGACGUACAGGAAAUGAAACGACUAGACUACAUGGGAGGACAUCGUUAUUAGGAAGAUGAUGACUCUCCCCCUUCACGCAUGAGAAUUAUUACUGUAUGUGGAUGUUACUAUACAAAUCUUUUUCAAUUUAAUUUAAAACCAACAAUUAUCUGUUUAUCAAAGAAAAUGUGUUAUGAAAGGUUAAUUACUUCCAUUUUUACAUGGAACAAACUGGAAGGUUAAAUUAGGUUGAGUAAUAAAUGAUGUGGGGGUUCUAGUAUUUUAAAAUUCUAAAAACAAAAAAUAUGACUUUUAUAUAUUUGUAAUAGUGUUUUGUGAAAUCAAAUUCCAUUCUGUUAAGUGUUUUUUUUUUUUUUUUUUUUAAAUCGCUUAAUUUCCAAAAACAAAGAUAUUUAGUUAAAAUAAGUAGGUCUCUACAGAAUAAACAUAUUUCUGUUUUAUAGUUGGUUGGAAGUAGCAGGAUUUUUCUUAUGCUACCUUUUGAAAUCUCUAGCAGAACUCUGACCCUGUGUCUUUUAGAAUGUCAGCUAUUUGUGAAAUAUUGUGUUCUUUACCCUUUUAAUAACAACCAAACCAUAAAAUCUUCUAGAUGGCCUUAUCAACCUGCAUCAUAACUAAGUAAAACACAAGCUUUUUGUAGCGAUUUGCCUUCGUCAGCAGAUUAUACCAAUGAUUUUUUGGCUUUUGUACUUUUUGAAUUGUAUUAAUACCUGUGUCCUAAGAACACAACCUCCUGAUUUAAGUGUUAUUGUGUGAAAUACAUUGUAGAAUUAAAACCUAUUGAGUUCUGGUUUGUUAUUCAGAAAGUGUGGAAAUUGGUGAAUUUAAGGUUGAAAAUCUAUUAUUUUUUAGAUGCAUGUUUUUAAAAUGUAAUCGUGGUUUAUAUUACAAAUAUUUCCAGGUAGAAUUUUCCAACACACUGAGGAAGACCAAGGGUCUGUUUUAGUCCCAAUAAUGUAUUUAUUAUUAUUAUUAUUAUUAUUAUUAUUAUUAUUAUUUAUCCAGUGAUGUUAUAGGGAUUGGAAUAGUGCAUGUAGCGGUUUGUCUUGGAUUAAAACAUGUUUAGCCAAUCGCUGUGCAGCGUAGGCCAGAACACACAAUUUGGUGGCCUUACUGACCAGGCAGCAUUUGGAUAUUAUAAGACAGUGCUGCCCAAACACGGUCCUGGAGAGCCCCUAUCCAGUAUGUUUUGUAGGUCACCCUAAAUCGCUAAUUUCUAAAGACUGGGAACACAUGGAAGUUAUUGAUCAAUUAAGCAAAUAACUUGUUCAAUUAAGAGAACUCUGGUCAUUGGACCAGUUUACAUAAGUCAUGACUUAUUUAAGGUGGUACGGUCUGGAUUACAAUUUUAGUUAGUUUUGGUUUAUGUUUGAAUACAAAUGUAAUAUAUUAUACAAAAAAUCAAAUACAACAUGAAGUUUCAAAGCAGGAAUUGUUAAAUUAAACAAACCAAAAUGAUCUAAAAUUAUAAUUCAGCUGUACCACCUUAAAUAAGUCGUGACAUUUUCCCAGCAUGUAAUCCAGGCCAUUGAGGGCUUAAGAAGGUAGUUCAUUUUUUGUACCAAAUGAUCUCUCAAUUACUUAAAUCACCUGCUUAAUUGAUCACAAUGAAAUUGUUCCAGGUGUUAAGAAAUUAAUGAUUAAAGGUUACCUAUAAAACCUGCUGGAUAGGGCAGCACUGCUAUAAAAGAUGUGCUGAGUCAUCACUGUGUCACCAAUUACCACUGACAUUACCUAAUAUCUAUAGUAUAGCCAUUACCUAACCAUUUUAUGUGUACUUCUGAAUGUUGGCCCAGGAGCAACAGAUACACAAUUUUGAAUUUAAAUUCGUGUAUUUGGUGGAUACCGUUUUUUAUAGUUAUCUGGUAAUAACCUUGACAGGUGCUGAAUUUGCUGGUACUGUAGGUAGUUAAUUAAAUUAAUUAGUUAAGUUAAAAUGCACCUUUUCUGGUAUAAAUGCAACCUAAAAUGUGAACAGGCUGAUGUGUAGAGGGUUUACUCUGGCUAAUCUUUUAACCAUCUGCAAAUUCAGGAUCUAUGGUAAGGUAUUGCUAGAAUAAUGUACUAUAGAUUCACCAAUGUAUUUUAUAAGGUCAAAUAAAACAGUAAUGAGUUUAUUAUAUAAAAUGAACUGUUCUGUUUUUUAUUUAAAAAUGAUCAAAUUGGGGCUCCCAAGUGGCGCAUCCACUAAAGGCGCUCCGCGUGGAGUGUAGGAUGCACCCUAUAGUCUGGACGUCGCAAGUUCGAAUCCAGGCUAUUCCUUUGCCGACCGAGGAUGAGAGCUCCCAGGGGGGCGGUGUUCAAUUGGCCGAGCACCCCCCGGGGGGAGGGAGGGCUAGGUCGGUCAGGGUGUCCUUGGCUCACCGCACACCAGCGACCCCCGUGGUCUGGCCGGGCGCCUGCGGGCUUGCCUGUAAGCUGCUCAGGGCUGCGUUGUCCUCCGACGCUGUAGCUCUGGGUGGCUGCAUGGUGAGUCUGCAGUGUGUAAAGAGGCGGUCAGCUGAUGGCACACGCUUCGGAGGACAGCGUGUGUUCAUCUUUGCCCCUCCCAAGUCAGCGCUGGGGUGGUAGCGGUGGGCUGAGCCUAAAAAAUAAUUGGACAUUACUAAAUUGAGGGGAAAACAAUAAAAAUAAUUGGUGACCACUAAAUUAAAAAAAUAAAAUAAAAUAAUCAAAUUGAGAAAUAUAUCUCCUAAUUGGAAAAAUAAUCAGAUAAACAGAAACUUGGAAAAAUGUUUCAGUGCAUUCCAGAAUCAUGGUGUAUAGCUUUUAAAUGAUGAUUUUGGAAUAUAGUUUGGCAUUUUAUUAUAUUGUGUAACGCUUUAGAUAUAUCUAACAUUACCAUACCGGCCAAUAACUUUACAUAUUUUGAAGGCAAUGUUAGCUCUCAAAACAAGAAAUUCUGAAAUAACCAUCACCAUCUUGCAUUAUUGUCAAGAUCAUACCAGUAACUACAUAAUAAUUUGGUAAAACAAAAUACUAUUUUAGAAAAGAUGUGAGACUGCAGUUGUCUUAAAAGGAUUAGUUAGCAAAUGUCAAGUGUGUUUUACUUUUUCAAGGUAAAUAAUGUUUUUGAAACAGCUUCAGAUUCUUAAAAGCUGUUUGCUUUAUUUAUUUAUUAAUUUUUUUAUGAAGACUAUUCCAAUUCUUCACUAUGGUAUUUCUAACCAUGCUUGGGAAGUUUUUAACCUGAGCAUUUUAUGGCAAGGUUACACUGUAUGCACAAAGGUAACCUCUGCUGUUUGGCCUAAUGUGUGUCAAGUGUACAGUAUUUCUCUCUCACAUUCUUCUAACACCCUAGUCUCCCACUUUCCAUCUAAACUGGUUAGCAGCUAGAAACAAGAUGAACCAAAUGGAUACAUUCCCAGGUAUGAUUUAUAAAGUACGAGCAUUAACUCACUUAGAGGAUGAGUACAUGUAUGUUUCUAAAUUGUCAGGACCUGUCAGCUGUAUCCGAAGCAGCAAUAAAGCCUGUUACCAGAAAUUUUUAUUAUAACUCAAAGACAAGAACAGUAGCAUGUAUACCUCCCUGUUCUACAGUAAAAAGAAAGGUUAAGUAUUGCAUUCAUUUUCAGUAUGUAUACUAAAAGAUACAUGCAGAUUGACAAGGAAUCAAAAAGGCACAUCACAUGUAAACUACCUUUGUACUAGAAAUGUUCAAUUUGGUGCAGCUUCUGUUUUUACAUUACUGUUUUCAGUUUAACCAUUGUGCAUUCCAAAAAACUCAGGUGUGGCUUUUUAUGAAAUGAUUAUUUGUUUUAUAAUAAAAUGAAUAUCUUUUGUUGUU
Messenger RNA from Acipenser ruthenus (sterlet), 6187 nucleotides. Its product is annotated as ADP-ribosylation factor-like protein 5B. The coding region runs from base 488 to 1027 and encodes 179 amino acids. The transcript has 6 exons. Gene Ontology annotation, cellular component: cytoplasm; trans-Golgi network. The record is from RefSeq and is a predicted model, not a curated record. Lineage: Eukaryota; Metazoa; Chordata; Actinopteri; Acipenseriformes; Acipenseridae. Gene Ontology annotation, biological process: protein localization to Golgi membrane; intracellular protein transport; vesicle-mediated transport. Gene Ontology annotation, molecular function: GTPase activity; GTP binding.